UCGUUCUCCAUAGCUUUAGAUUACAACCCUUAGUACUAUAUUUGAGCGUCGCAAAAUCUUCACUUGACUUACCAAUCUAUAAUUCGAUAUUCAAACUCGGGAAACAUGUGGUGGCCACUGAGCAGUGGUGAAUCAAAGAAAGCCAGCAAAGCCACGAGAUCAUCCCAUACUGGGCGCCCCUCUUCUUCGACCCGUGAGACUUACCCCCAACGAAGCAGCGAGAUAAUUCAAUCCGCAAUUAGAAUGCUGACCACAGUGCUACAUAGACAAUGUAUCCAAAGGAUACUCGUCUCUCGAGUCCCAAAUCCUGGAAAUGAUAAACGGUCUCCCGAAAGACCUGAAGCAGAGAAACAACACCUGUGGAGAGGCAACGUCUUCCCGAGACCUCUGUGAUCUUCACUGCUCGUUAAACUAUUACCUUGUUGACGACAUUCUCCGCCUUGUCAAGCGUGAGAUCACAUCCCACUUUCGCCAACUCGAUGCAUACCCAGAUCUCAUUGAGACCGCGGAGGCGGAAAUUCUGCACGACCUUCGUGCCUUGAAGGGACUAUGGACGAAGCCAUGCCCCGACAGCCCCGUUCCCCCGUGUGCAUGGCCAUACCAGAUCAAUGAAUGUGCAGCUUGUAUGCUAGCCCGCAUCGCCUCGGACAAAGAUGCCCUCCGCAACUUGCGGGUCGUUAUUCAAAGUCGCACUCGAACGCGCAAGAACCAUCGUCAGCAGGAAUUGAAUAUCUUCGUCAACCAUUGCAUUAACAGAUUUCCUCCCGCUGAAGCGGAAGAUUUGCAUAGCACUUCUAGUCAACUUGCCUUCGGGAUGAAGCGCGCUCGCAAGGCCUGCGUCAAGGCUUAUAUUCGUGAUCGAGAAGAUGAUGCUGAAAGACACUCGCGGCGCAAGCGUUGUCAUCAUAAAUGGAGAACAGGUAGUAUCGACCCCCGUACCGAUCAAGCAGAGUAGAAAAAUAGCAGUGGACUGACCAAUGCAGAUCGCGCCAGAAGGCAUCGAACUCCGAGUAUCACCUUUACAACUGCCUCGGAGGCGAAUCUUGUCAUAACACCGUGCCCGGUGCCAUACCCUCUCACCAUGCACCACCUGCAAGACGGCGCUACAUCUCCGUCGAGUGAUUCAUGGGAUGACUGUGGCAUUAAUCGCCGUCGAAGAUCAGCAGCUCCGAGCCCAGAGUCUCC
Molecule: messenger RNA, 1185 nt
Organism: Penicillium brasilianum
Lineage: Eukaryota; Fungi; Ascomycota; Eurotiomycetes; Eurotiales; Aspergillaceae
Source: the annotation of a GenBank genome assembly